CGCAGUCCCACCAGAGAGGUUCGCGUACAGCAGUCUCCAGUGUCCUUACAGCCUGGGAGGUGUUCAUAGGAGCAGCUCCCCACAGUGCUCCAGGAUGGGGAGAGAAGCCCCCUCCUUUCUCUCCAGGGAAGAGUUAAGGACAGCAGCAGCCAGAAGAGGAGGUGUACCAUCAGCCUAAGUUUAGUGCUUUGGAGUCAUGGAAAAACUUGCAUUACAGUAUCAAGUCCCCAGAGAAGCAGUCUGGCACAACGCUGCUGCUCCUGCCGCCUUGCACAGGAGCAGAUGCUCUCCUUUGAGAUGCUCAUCCCAUUGCCUUCAAUGAGACCAGUCUGUGCAGCCUGGGCAAAUGUUUGGGUCAUUGAUUGCUGAGGGCUUUAUUGACUGUGGUUUACACUAUCCUUGUGGAGAGGGCGUGAAACGCUUGGUUGUGGAGAGGCAGAUGAUACUUUGCUUUGUUUUCCUUUCUCAGCUGGUUGCAUCGAUCGUCUUCAUCAGCUUUGGCGUCAUCGCUGCGUUCUGCUGUGCCAUAGUAGACGGUGUCUUUGCUGCCAGACACAUAGAUCUGAGGCCACUGUAUGCAGGGCGAUGUCAGUACUACUCCAAGAGUACGACCCCACCAGAGGCAAUCUGUCACCCACAGCGCCGUGCACCCUGCACACCGAAAAUAAAAACCAACACCUGCUUCUGCUGUGACCUGUACAACUGUGGAAACAGAGUAGAGAUUUCUGGAGGCUACUAUGAGUACAUUGAUGUCAGCAGCUGCCAGGACAUCAUCCACCUUUACCACUUGCUUUGGUCGGCCACGAUUCUGAACAUAGUGGGGCUAUUCCUAGGGAUCAUUACAGCAGCAAUACUUGGAGGCUUUAAAGACAUGACUCCUUCCCUCCCUACUCUGAACUGUACGGUUGAAAACACACACCCUUCGGUGUCCUACUACUCAAGGCCACAAGUGACAUCUUACAACACCUACUACCACAGCACUCCUCACCUGCCUCCCUACUCUGCAUAUGACUUUCAGCAUUCCAGUGUGUUUCCAGCCUCCACUCCUUCUGGCCUCUCCGAUGACCCCCAGUCAAUGUCGCCAUCUCCCAGCUAUAUGUGGUCCUCUAAUGCUCCGCCUCGUUACUCACCACCGUAUUUUCCACCUUUUGAAAAGCCACCACCUUAUACACCAUAAAGAAUGUGGGAAAGAAGAAAAAAAUAUUUGCCAUUGAAAUAGUUGUGAACAUUUUGUAUUUAUAUUUUACUGUGGGAGGAAGCGGGAGGAUAGAUACAGAAGUUAAUUGCAAAUACAAAUAUUAGACUGGACUGUUCUUUCUUGCGAGGCUUAUUUCAGGGGUUUAACGACAGAGAAUGAGUAAGGGACAUACUGCUGAUGUUUUGCAGUGUCGGUGAGUAGCAGGUGGUCUAAAUUCCAGACUCUUUGUGUUACCAUGAGGUUCAUGUAGUCCUUGGUUUUUAAUAAAGUGAUACAACACAGAUGAUAGAUUCUGGUCUGCCUUACUCCAUCUUGUGCCAAGCUGAAGUAAGGGUAGCCAAGAUCGAUAGUUGCUGGAGGGUAUCAGUCUGUUUAAGGUGAGGGUGCUUGCAGACAGCUCGACUUGAUGCUUGUUUUGUUUGCCCUUGGGGCUCCAGUUUCUGUGACUUUUUGAGGCCACGGAACCUAGCUCACAUCACUUGGUUACAGCCUAUGCACUGGAAAAAUCUUGGGGGGAACUGUGACACUGUCUCAAACUUUAACACUAAUGAAAAGAGAUAAUGUUGUAGGGUAUUUUCAUGUAUGUCUAGCAAAGCAAUUGGAAUAUUGCUUUUUGGAGGGGAAAAGCUUUAACAGGCAAGCUGUUUUUAUUUCAGGAUGCUUCAUAAGACAGAAGGUGAAAUGGAGUUGUCUCUCUGAAUUCUGUAUGUGUAAUGCCGAAGUCAAACAUUUUGAGUGGUUGCACUGCCUAAAUCUUCCUUGUAUUCCUAUAAAGAGCAUCAGGAACUGUCCACAAGUCACUGAAACAGUGCAGUGAAAACUUUUUUUUUUCCCUUCUGUUUGGUUGGGAAAUUUUUUUUUUUUUAAGCUUGUACUUUUAACUUUUUUAAUGGACUGAAUCAGCACCCUGAAUAAGCACUGUUUUAGUAGCUGUAUUAUGGGCUGCACAUAAGGAAUAUCCACUACUAGUUCUCCAAGAUGUAAGUCUCACAUGGAUAAAAUUCAACACCUUGUAAUAUAGGAUGAAACUGAUAGGAAUUUGCAAUUAUUGCUGUGACGUUCAUUUAAUCUUCAGCUGAUGACUGUGCUGAUUGAUCUAGAUUCCAACAGAUUUUGCAUGCAUCCUGCAUAACAAAAGAAGGUCAGCUUUGUUAUGUGACACACUGUCCUGUAAAGUGUGGUUCUACUCCGGGAAGUGAUUUCAGAUGACAGCGUUCAGAUCUGAGCUGCUCAACCUGAGCAUUCUCAACUGCUUACUUCAGGGAUAAAAAUAAGGUAUUGACAUUUUACUCCUUAUUUCCUAAAGAUUUAAUUUCCUUGGCAUCAGAUUGUUGACCCUAAUCCUCAAUUGUCUGCUUUUACUUUCAACUGAUGCAGACAAAAAGGUACCUAAAAGCUAAAGCUGGCUUUCAGAAUCUAAAAGUGUAAUACAUGCUAGGGAGAAAAAAAAAAAUAUAUCCAGUUGGAUUAUAAACUGUGGCGUCUCUACUUUUAAUCUAAAAAAAAAAAAA
This is a messenger RNA of Egretta garzetta (little egret), 2709 nucleotides long. RefSeq names its product transmembrane protein 255A (gene TMEM255A). The transcript has 6 exons. NCBI's taxonomy places the organism in Eukaryota, Metazoa, Chordata, Aves, Pelecaniformes, Ardeidae. Bases 347 to 1177 code for a protein of 276 amino acids. The record is from RefSeq and is a predicted model, not a curated record.